GCUGAGAUUGUAGGGUUUUGUGGUGGAGGAGGUGAGAAGAAAGCUCGACUGAGGAGUGAAAGCCGUGGGGAAAGGAGGCGGAAAGGAAGCUAAGAGUCGCGGACGUGUAGUCAAAGGGGAGCGAACGUUGAACGGAUCGCUCUCCCCACAAGGCUUUUUGACAGCAAAAAGUGCGUCAAAAAGUCGAAACUGCUCUUUCCACCACCCUCCUCUUCGCCUGCCAACAGUAUUCAGCUGACAACAAUAACAAUCAGAGGAUCAGUCGGAGAGCCACGAAUGAGGCAACGGUAAAUUGGCAUUGGCGAUAUUAAUUUGUUUGGAACGGUUAACAGUGGUGUGGGUUUACUUCAAUUGAGAAAAGAAAAUCACAAGGGUCAAGUUUGACAGUUGGCCACUGAAUUGGAUUAUUGAGAGACAGAUUGUAAACAUCAUCUAAUUAAGUGAAUUAAUCACGGCUCUGGUUGGUUGGAUUUUGGGUUGCAAAAAAGAGUUGCAGUGAAAUUGCGUGGAUUGUUGAAUUGUCAAAAUUGCGAGUGACACGCGGCGGAGGUAUUUCUACACCUCUCUCAGUCGCCUGAAUGACGAAGGAGCUCCAGUUAGAAGAGGAUCUUCAAGCAGCGAGUAGUGCUUCUGCUGCGAAGAACAUCGACUCGGCGUUGUACCACAAGUCUUCUGAAGCUUUAAAUGUUGGUGGUUCGCAAUCCCAUGUUCCAGCGUCUCUACCGAUAACUGCAGAAACUCCAGAGUCUUGCCAAUCGUCUCAGAGCUUCAUCAGCUCUCCUCCAGCGUCCAAGAUGAUUCGCAGAAGUAGUAAGAGUGAUUUGAGGGGUGGGUACAAAUGCACAAUUAGAUUACUGGACGAUAACGAGAUUUUGCAGUGCGAUUUUCUGACUCAUCACAAGGGGCAGUAUUUAAUGGAUUAUGUCUGCCGGCAGUUAAACAUUGCAGAGAAAGACUAUUUUGGUCUACGCUAUGUGGAUUCCAAUAAACAAAGGCACUGGCUGGAUCUGGGAAAAUCUAUCAUCAAACAGAUGAAAGAUAAUGCAUACAUCCUCUGUUUCCGGUUUAAAUUCUACCCACAGGAUCCAAUGCUUCUCAAAGAAGAAGUUACCAGAUAUCAACUGGUAUUACAAUUACGAAGAGAUGUUCUUCAUGGACGAUUAUUUUCCACGUUGUCCGACAUGGCUACGAUUGUGUCAUUUAUUUUGCAAUCCGAACUUGGAGACUACGAUUUAAGUGUCCACACAGGAAAUUAUGCCGCAGAAUAUGAGCUAAUUUCUAGGCAAACCCAAGAUUUGGAAGAAAAGGCGAUGGAGCUGCAUCAAAAAUUGCGUGGCUUAACUCCUACUGAAGCUGAUACUUUGUUUCUUAAAAAAGCCGCAUCCUUAGAUACAUAUGGAUUGGACCCAUGUCCUGUCAAAGAUCAGCAAGGGGAACAAUUAUAUUUGGGCAUUAACUACACCGGAAUCAGAAGCCAAGAGAUGAACAACUACCGUAAAGUUACUCACUUCAAAUGGACCCAAAUUACAAAGCUCAACUAUGAAGCCAAAAUGUUCAUUAUUCAUCUCUCCAUUCCAGAAGAUUCCAGGAUCAAGAAAAAGGAGACCGUUGGUUUCAAAUGUCUAACUUCCAGUGCUUGCAAAUUCUUGUGGCGUUCUGCUGUGGAACAAAGAUUGUUUUUCAAUUGUGGUUCUGCGACAGACGUUCCAAAUUCUGUGCGUGGUGGCGGAAUUUUUGGUUCGAGAGUACGGUAUCAUGGAAGGGUCCAAAGAGAGAUUUUAGAAGACCCAGGCCCGUUGCGUGCAUCCGAUGCGGUGAUACAAAGGACCCCUUUAUAUCGGUCAUUGCAGAGAAACAAAACUAGAAGUUUGCCUCAUAGCCCCACUCACCCAGGUUACGAUAGUUUGCCACGAUCUAACCAUUCUGCCCCACCAAUGGAUGGAGCCAGAUUGGACGCAACAAUGAUGGGUACUUUGGGGUCUUCGACAUCUCUGCCACUGUCGACUUUGUCAUCGCCAUACUACCCGGAACACACGCUGCCAAUGUUAGAGACGCUGCGAGAAUCUGAAGAUUCUCCUAGAGUAGAGGAGAAAGGAAAAGGAUCAAAGCUUACUCGGAAUGACAGUAUUCGAUCUACCUCGUCCAUUAUGUCGUCCGUCUCAAUGGAUGAUCCUGAUUUAAGUUUCCUUCAAACUCGUGUCCUGACAAAAGAAGAUGCUCAAUUGCUGGGCAGCAAAGAGGUGCUCACGAUUAUUUCCGAAGAACGUGAGGAUGAUCAGGAAGCAAAUAAUGUUAAAAAUAUUGCAAAUGGCCAUUCUCGAGUAUUAUAUCCACACAAAAAAUCUUCGCAUAACCAAAUCGAAGAUCUCAAGGUUUCAAACGGAGUAGACCCUCUUUUAUCUAAUUCGCGUGAUACUGAUUCUGCGUUUGCAUACAAUGAAGGAGGAGGGGAUGCAAUUGCAACUGAAGCAUUACGCGAAACCAAAAUUGACAACUUGUCGUCACUUGGGAAACCGAAACAUGGAUUUGCUGCAAUGUGGAAAAUCUUUAUCGUGUGCUUCAUUUGUGUCAUUGUUGCGUUAUUGCUUGUAGCUAUUAUGGUGAUUGAAUUGGAUGUGGAUUUGUGCAGACGAAUGCGUCACAUUCCAGAAGUUGAAUAUUUUCAGUAUGAAGUCUACCAGCCCUUUAAAUCAUAUAUGAAAGCCAAACUUCAUGGAAUUGAACAUUUUAAUUAAUUUUUACCUCAAUCUUUUAUUAUCUAUUGUGACAACAUUUAUUUUCGCAUAUUUUCAUGAACCCUCCCUCAAGUUCUACUUGUCUUUCAAUAAUUUAUGAACCUAGAGAUUAGUUUGCUGUGUUCAACAAUAAUCUUUAGUAAGGUUAAUUGAAAUUGGAUUGGUAUUGAUAUUAACUAGCUAAUAUCCUUUGAUAUUAAUCUUGUUAGCAUUGAGAUGUCAUUGAGUUCAUUAAUUGUUAUAUCCUGUGCAAUAGUUUGCAUAUUUUUUAGACCUAGGAUUCGCGUGUCAACAAAUAUGAAAGUUUUGUGCAAAGGUUUUUAAACAGCGCCACCUUACUUCCUUUUCUUUCUUAUUUGUUUCUUUAUUUUUUGUCCGAGUACAGGAAAGAAUGACGACAAGGCAACGCUGUUUAAAUACCUUGUGUAAUUGGCGGUCAUCAACAUGGCCUGCUUCAGAGUCCAUGCUAUUAUCACGAUUUCCAUCAAAUUUAAAUUAUGAUUGGCUAGAAAUAGUUAAGUGCUAAGUCAAUUUUGAAAAAUAACUGACUCAAGAAAUCGGAUUCGAUCGUGCUGAUAGCAUGCACUCUUGAGCACGCUUAUGUCUUGUUAACUUAUUAAUUCUAUUUACCAGUAAACUCAUAAAAAGACAAGUAAUACUUCGAAGAAAAACGUACGAGGUUAUCGUUCUCAGACUAUUCUAACACUUCCAAGAAUUUGUACUCUAUGACCCAACAACUCCCUCAAACGUGCGAAUAUCUUGAAAUUCGUCAAAAAUCCAAAUUUGAUAAUUGUUAUACUUUUUAGUCCCAGUUGUAUUUAAUAUUGAUCUGUGCUAAUUAAGUUCAGCUAUUUUUAUUGACUCAAGUAUUGAAAAUACAAAGGUUGACGUGUAGUUGGUAGUGGUUUUCUUUUCGCCAUUUUAGGGUGCAAAUUGGGCCAUUGAGUCAAACCACUUUCAUACACUUAAGACAUAUCCUACCGAAAUGUAACACUGAGAACCUCGUACGUAUUUCUCCUUUGUGGAUUUUGCUAUAUUAUAUUGUCAGCUUCAGCAAUAACCACGGUGUGAUCAUGACCAGCCUGUAAUCAUUAAUGGUGAAAAUAUGUACAUUUUACAAAUCUCAGAACUUUAAUCUCAGCUUUCAAAAUACUUAAAAUUAGCAAGCCAAUGGGUUGUUACAUAUGUGUAUAUUAUAAAAGACGUGUUGCAAUAAGGUUGUAUAGACAUUAUCUAACUGCAAAAGUCGAAGAAUUCAUAAGUUAUAGUGAGGGUAUUCGUUAUUUCUUCGUAUCCGUAGUAUCGUAAAAUAGUUUACGAAGAUAAAACAAGGGGUCAGCUUUCGUAAAAAUCUUAGGGUAUUUUAGUCUUUGACUUGGUUUUUAAAUGUUUGUUGAACAUAUAAAAUACAUAAUACGUCCCUUUAGUACAAGACAGUAAUAAAUAAGUAAUUGGAUACGAUUGUCUCAACGACAGCUGCAUAAUUUUCUAUGAGAAACAACUUCAAGCUUUUGAGUGUUGAAUUCUGGUGGACUCAAUCAACAGUAUUAUUACGAAUCUGGAGAUUAUUAUUACCGAAUUAUUACUAUAUUUUUUUAUAUUUUAAAUUCGAAUUGUGUUUUGUGAUAUCUCUGAUGGCUUUAAUUUUUUAAUUUGACGAUCAAUUUUUCUCUGCAUUUUAUGUUGUUCAACUCUGUAACGUGUUGUGAUGCUAUAAAAAUAAAAAUAUUAAGCAACU
Folsomia candida is the source of this 4473-nucleotide messenger RNA. It is a transcript of the gene Frmd5, whose product is annotated as FERM domain-containing protein 5. Bases 579 to 2735 code for a protein of 718 amino acids. Gene Ontology annotation, cellular component: cytoskeleton. The transcript is spliced from 15 exons. The record is from RefSeq and is a predicted model, not a curated record. Lineage: Eukaryota; Metazoa; Arthropoda; Collembola; Entomobryomorpha; Isotomidae.